AUGUCACCACAAGAUAGACUCGCUCGUGUCAGUGCAAUAAAGGAACACUUGCGGAUCGGCUAUGCAACAGCAGACGAAAAGGCUGAUUUCGCAAAUAAAAUAUACGAAGUCGUUGAUGAUCACAUCCGAAUGUUUGACAACGAUUUCUCACGGCUACAAGACGACCUGAUGCUUCCUCGGACGUGCAUUAUCAUUCCUACAGGUUGCUCCCAAGAGCUCAAAUCAACCUCCUCCGUUGUAAGGCCUCGGAUCAAAGUUCAAUUUGAUUCUGGUUUACGUCGCCCGAGAGGAAGGCCACCUAAGGAUGCUGCACUUAGAAUUGAGAUGGCGAGAGGACGCAAGUUACGCCGAGCAGGACAGGUCAUUCGUGCUGCCCAUGAGAGUUUACUAAAGAAAGCAUGCAAAACAACUGACAGAGGUGGUAAGAAUAUUACUGAUAAAAACUGA
Messenger RNA from Protopolystoma xenopodis, 447 nucleotides. Lineage: Eukaryota; Metazoa; Platyhelminthes; Monogenea; Polystomatidea; Polystomatidae. The record is from the annotation of a GenBank genome assembly.